UACGUUUUAUUUCCAGUCUAUCGCCGAACGAGAAGUGUUGUUUUGAUAACUCGGGAUAACCUCAAAGAUUUGUGUUUUACUUGCGUUUUCUCUUAAAACUACAUACAAGUAACAUUGUAUUGUUUCUAUAGUGUAAAGGUUCUAGAUUUAUACAUAUUCGGCAUGAGGAUUGUGUCAACAAUUGGUUAGGAGAGCAAGAAGUGGUCAGUUGUUAAGUUUGUGAACUGACCCAAAUUGAAAGCGUCUAUCAUGAAAAUGAUUGUGAGAGCAUCAAUGCUGUUGUUACUAGCAACAAGUAUAGUGCACACGAAGCGUCUUGAGAAAUGCGACCAGACUCCGAAGCUGGCGACUGUGAGGACGCCGACAGAGAACAACAACCUGUUCAAACUGACCCUGGUCACCAAGGAGUCUAGGACCCACUAUCUGUCAGAUCAAACGUAUGUUUUGCUGCUAAAAGCGAUGAACGAGACGCGCCCAUUCCGCUGGUUCAUGAUCACAGUGGAAGACCCUGACGUGGACAACCCUUACGAGGUGGAUGAUGAGAAGCUGGCGGUGGACGUCGGCAGUCUGAAGACCCUCGACACCGGCACCCAGACCCGGCACAGCGAGAGCUGCCACAACACCGUGGAGAACGCAGACAACACCGACAAGCAUCAGAUUGAGGUCCACUGGGUAUCCCCGAAGCACAGCGACAGUGACCAGCGCAUCCGUCUCCGGGCUAUGGUGGCGGAGAACGAAGAGGUCUGGUAUGUGGGCACCAACCUCACGAUCACUCUGCAGAAGGACAUCAACAAACCCAUCGAUAGUCCACCGCUGCAGGCCUCCGAUGAGUGCAAGCUUUGCAGCGAGGCGAGGUACGAGGUAAUCUUCCAAGGAGUGUGGUCAAGAGCGACGCACCCACGUCACUACCCCAACAAGCCUGAUGAGAAUGGAUACAGCUUCAUGAUUGGAGCAUCCCACGCAUAUGACUACGUGCUCUGGGAACAAGGAAUGAACGCCUCCAAGGGCCUCCAGAGAUUGGCUGAAGAAGGGGACAUAGAUGAGCUGCAGAAAGAAAUUAUAAGUGCUAUAUCUCCAACUGGAGGCACCAGAACUCUCAUCAGGGGUAAACGCCGACACCAUCCAGACAUGUCCAAGCCAUCCCAUUCCCUCUUCAGAGUGGACCAGAUUCACCACCUCUUCUCCAUCGCAGUGGCCAUGAGGCCUUCCCCUGAUUGGUUCCUGGGCACUUCCAGAUUUGAGCUUUGCAACAAGACUGACUGGCUGAAGUCUGCUGAAAUUCCUUUGUAUCCUUGGGAUGCUGGGACAGUGGAUGGCAUUUCUUACGAGACGCCAAUACCGAAAACAAUGACGCAACCAGUUCGGAACGUGGAGCGAGUCUCAGUAGGGUCCUUCGACGCUCUCUCCCCGUUCUUCCAAAUGAACCUUCGGGACCUGAAACCCUUCGCCAUGCUGAAGGUGCGGAGGCUCGACGUGUUCCCGCACCUGGACGAGGAUUGUGAUGAGGAGCAUCAGCAGCAGAAUGCUGAGGAGGAAGCGGAAGAGGAGGGUGACAAUCCAGAAGAGCUAUCAGAGCCGCAAGUCCUAGGCUGGAGUGAGGGUGCUUCGUGCGUCCAGUGGGGGGACUGGUCCCCGUGCCUGCUGGACGGGGGCGUCUGCGGCGUCGGCAACCAGGUCCGCUUCCGGGAGAACAGGGGAGAGAGCUUGGGAGAGGGAUACCAGGAGCUGACAUCCGUCGACGAUCAUUGCCCAGGAGUAGAAGAGACCACGCAAACUAGGGAAUGUUACGUGCCCUGUAGUUAGGUGAUCAUCAGGCUAAUGAUUAUGAUGAUUGUAUAAAAAUUUUAUACAGCAUAGCAUAAUAUGCUGACUCCAUUUUGCUGGCACAAUACACACCACAAUUAUUUGACCAAUUCUUCUAAUUGAAUUGUAUAAAUAUGUAUGUAUUCGUGAUUUCGUGAUGUGUAUUUUAUGAGCAAAUUAAUUGUGUGUAUGAUUGAGAUGCAAAUGAUUGAUAGCUUAAUUUUAUUAUUUGUUAUUCUUACUUAGGCAGCCUACUUAGUCAGGCUACUUAGUUAAAUAGUGCUUGCUAUUAAGUUAUUAAUAUUGUGCCUACCUAUCUAGGUCUGCUAACUAAUAAAAAUACUUUUCUGUUACCCACCCUAUAGACGAAACUUUAACAAUCCUUAGAUUAGACAAAAUUUAUUUUACAAACAACCAGCAGCAAACACUUUACCACUUUAAUAAACUAAUUAUAAUUAAAA
This is a messenger RNA of Plutella xylostella (diamondback moth), 2264 nucleotides long. The record is from RefSeq and is a predicted model, not a curated record. NCBI's taxonomy places the organism in Eukaryota, Metazoa, Arthropoda, Insecta, Lepidoptera, Plutellidae.